AUCAAUAGGUAUACCUUUUCUUGGACGGGCCAUCUUCACAUUUACUGCGCAGAUCCCAACACUUCGUACAGUCCAUUCGUUUCCCGCAUUCCUCAUCCACGGAGAUCUUCAGACCUUUUCCGUCUCCGUUCGACUCCUGUGGUCUUGAUGGUUGUGGAUGCAUGGCGACUAUCGCAUCUUGUCGACCCGCAUUCUCCCAUGGUAUUCCUUCGAGAGGCCGUUCUUUCUGGGCAAGCAGUGGCCUUUGUUGCAAACGUCCAGACACCUACGGUCACCAUGCCUCGGAUAAAGGCGAUGACAAGUGGUGUGGUUCCGACACUUAUUUCAUUGGUAACAAAUUUCUUCGCUACGGAAAAUGUGGAGGAAAAUUGGGUGAAUUCAGCAGCAGCAGCUGGACGUAGGGUAAUCUUCUUCGGCGACGAUACCUGGCUACGGCUUUUUCCUAAAGCAUUUGAUGAAGCGGAAGGAGUAACAUCGUUCUUUGUGAAUGAUUACACCGAAGUCGAUAACAAUGUCACCCGCCAUCUCAAUGUUGUUCUAACAACUAAUGACUGGGACUUGCUCAUACUGCACUAUCUUGGUUUGGACCAUGUAGGACACUCGCUUGGAGGUGAAUCAGUGGAAAUAGGGCGAAAACUCUAUGAAAUGGAUAACAUUGCACGUCGGAUUUUUCGCACCGUGUCGGUACGACGUUGCUUUUCUUUUCUUAAGUUUUAG
Molecule: messenger RNA, 717 nt
Organism: Angiostrongylus costaricensis
Lineage: Eukaryota; Metazoa; Nematoda; Chromadorea; Rhabditida; Metastrongylidae
Source: the annotation of a GenBank genome assembly